GCAGCCACCUGUGUCUUUUAUAACCAACAGAGUGAAUUUAUAAAGAAUUACAUAGAAAUUAGAACGAAAGUGUGAAACCAUUAAGUGUGAACAAAAUAAUAACCAGAAAUGUGAUCUUGUAUGGAGAAAGUCAUGCAGAGGGAAAAUAUAUAUACCGAAUUUGUAACGAAACAAAUAUGAGGCCUGGUUUGACCACCCUCUGGUUUUGGUCAGUCCUAGCUGCUAUAUGCUGUCUAAUAAUACCCAAGAAUACUGUUUCUGGCGAAAAGUUGUCUGAUUACCUAUGGAGUGAAACAAAUGAGCUUCAGCAGGCUGCACUGGACACUUACGUAGUUCAAGGUCUCAAAAAUGGGUCAUUAGAUCCAUCUGAUUUCGGGGCUUACAUGGUCCAGGAUGCCAUUUAUACGCAUUCCUCGAAAGAAAGUAUUGAUGUGACCAUCGGUAAAACAACCGAUCCGGAUCUCAAACAGUUCUUACAGGAAAAAGCUAAAAGCUACGAGAGUCUUUACAUAGACCUCUUCAAACAAUGGCAUAUCGAUGACCCACACGGAAUCAAGCUAGGAAGUGCCUGUGAAAAUUACACAAAUCACCUAAGCAAUGUUGCAAAGACUAUGGAGCCUGCCUAUCUUGUUGUUGCUAUGGUACCUUGUGUAAAACUUUGGCCAUGGAUUGGUACGCAAAUCAAAGCAGAUUUUAAUAGCUUUGGUGUCUAUACAAAAUGGAUACGGGAAAAUUUUGAUCCGGAAUACAAAGGAUAUCAGGUGUAUGAUUUAAUGGUUGACGAUGCAUACAGGGAAGGAACGAUUGAUAAAGAUAUUGCGCUCUCUGUGUACGUUGCAAGCAUGAAAGGAGAAGUGGACUUUUUCGGGCUGCUGUAAAAUUGUUUGACUCAGCAAUGGACUAGUUUGACUGAGAGAUAGAACAAGAUCAUCUAUAUAUUACUCUUGUCGUACAAAUGUAUCUUGUUUUUUUAUCAUUAUUUCUAUUCUAAUUGGAAAUAGACUUUUAUCACAAUGUAUCGUGCAACUGAUGGAAACGCGCAAUUGGUCAUAUCUAUGAUUUAUAUUGAAAAGGGAAGAUCAAAGAAGUACUUGUUAAGAGAACUUGUAAAACUUGUAGAAAUGCACAUACUUUGUUUAUACAUGUAAUAAGAUGAUAUUACAGAGAAUAAUUAAUAUAACGUUAUCAUAUAACUGUAGAAAACUGUAAGAAUAGUAUAGGUGUACAUUAGAAAGAAUAAAUCUUACAAAGG
Mercenaria mercenaria is the source of this 1252-nucleotide messenger RNA. RefSeq lists its product as uncharacterized. The record is from RefSeq and is a predicted model, not a curated record. Bases 177 to 878 code for a protein of 233 amino acids. Gene Ontology annotation, cellular component: cytosol. Lineage: Eukaryota; Metazoa; Mollusca; Bivalvia; Venerida; Veneridae. The transcript has 6 exons.